This is a messenger RNA of Chanos chanos (milkfish), 2550 nucleotides long. RefSeq names its product neuregulin 3b (gene nrg3b). Bases 1 to 2550 code for a protein of 849 amino acids. Gene Ontology annotation, molecular function: chemorepellent activity. The record is from RefSeq and is a predicted model, not a curated record. Gene Ontology annotation, biological process: nervous system development; intracellular signal transduction; animal organ development. Lineage: Eukaryota; Metazoa; Chordata; Actinopteri; Gonorynchiformes; Chanidae. The transcript has 11 exons.
AUGAGUGAGCGAACAGCACUGGGGUCCACGAUGGAGACUCUGACCCUUGAGGAGCCCGGGGGCGAUCAGGAGUCCCCCCAGGCUCCGGGGCCCCUCCGCUGUGGCCCCUGUGCGGUGUGGCCACGCCAGCAGACCUGGCUGUGUGUGGUGCCCAUGUUGAUGGGCUUUGUAGGCCUGGGUCUGAGUCUCAUGCUGCUAAAGUGGAUUGUGGUGGGUUCAGUCCAGGACUAUGUGCCCACAGACCUGGUGGAUGCAAAGGGCAUUGAACAAGACCCCAUAUUCCUGUCCAAACCCAGCGCCCUCCCCAAAGCUCCAGACACCACAACCACAUCCACCAUCGGCUCAGGAGCCAGUGUAGGGCCCGGUUCCUCCACGCGCUCGUCUGACAGCACGGGCACGGUGCAGAGGACUCGACUGUCCCAGCCAUCCAACCACACCGCCAGCAGCAGCAGUAAUGCUGGACCUGGAGUCGGAGGCCCGGGAAACCGAGCCCCACACCUCCACAACAGGGUGGGCACGCGACUGACAGGGACUACCACUACCACCUCCACCCGCUCCACCAGACCGGCACCACCAGUGGGGGGGAAGGAGGCCACCCCUCGAAACACCACCAUCAAGAAGGCCGGGGGAGUGGGUAACGGACAUAACGCAUCCCCUUCUACACGAGGUGCCACUCCCAGCCCCACCUCAACAACCAGUACCAGUACCACCACCAUCUCCACACCAAGCACGACCUCCACCCGAACAACUCGGCCCACCUCUCCACUGCCUCCACCCACCAGACCCAGUCAGCGCUGGAAUCACGGCCGAUCCUCCAAAGGCCCGUCCACCAAGCCAACACGGCCACAGCACCGCUUCAGAACACUUGCCCCAACGACUUCGACAUUGCGGUCCGAGUUUUUCCGACCGUGCCGGGAGAGCCAGGAUCUGGCCUUUUGUCUGAACGACGGAGAGUGUCACAUCAUUGAGACAGUUGCAGGACUGCACAGACACUGCCGGUGUAAGGAGGGCUACAAAGGACUGCGCUGUGACCAGUUUGUUCCCAAGACCGACUCCAUCUUAUCUGACCCAACCGAUGAACUGGGGAUUGAAUUCAUGGAGAGCAAAGAGAAUUACCAGAGGCAGAUCCUGUCAAUCUUCAGCAUCGCCAUGGGAAUCAGCCUGCUGGGCGUGGCCUGCAUGGCUCUGUACUGCCGUAAUAAGAGACAGAGGCAGAAGCACCGGGUUCAGCUGUGUGAGAUCAGAAACCUGAGGGACUGCACUGUCAACGCCUCUGGACUCAUGUCCAAAUCUACCCCACGGUCUGAGUGUGGCCUACAGACAGAGAAGUGUUGUAAAGUUCAUGGCCCCUCCCCACCACAAGGGGGCAGGGCUGCCACCAGAGCGUCAGCUGCUGCACUGUCCAAUCACAUGACCAUGGGGAAACAUCGCAGGAGCUGCUCCUUGUCCUCAAGCCCCGCCCAAAAACACAAGGUCACCAAUCAUCGAUCUGCUUCUCGAUGGACUCCGCCCACUUCAAGAGGGAGGCCUAAUCUCCUUGGAGGAUCACGAGACAGUGUUCACGCCUACAAACACCUCCAGGAGGCGGAGCCAAGAGAGGCAACGUCAGAAUCUCUGAGAGGGUUCCAGUCUGAGAUUGAUGGUGGAGCCCAGUCGUGUGUGAAUAUGCAAAUCCUGGGGUCUGUCCAGUCCAGAGGGAAGCUGGAACCUGCUGAUGUCCCCUGCACUCGUCUGGACCAGGGCUCUGCCCAGGCCUCACCACCCUCCCUGCGUGCCCGCUCUGUUCCUGUCAUCACCUCUGCUCAGGGAGGUGACUUUGGGUGGGGCCUAAUGGAAGGGGACGACAAGGCCACGCCCACCGAGGGGAGCGGUGCUGUCAGUCACAUAGUCGCUGAGAAUGAUUCUCCGGAGAGCAGUAGUGUGCCAUUGGCCGGUCUCUCGGAGGGCGCACACACAUUUGCCCCCUGCUUUGAGGCUGCCCUAAGCCCAGGGCCUGAAUCCAAACACAAAAGCCUUGUCACCUACACCACAGCCUUGGGAUCAGGCACAGGUCCCAGCAGAGCAAAGACUAUCAUCUCCACAACUGUUCUGGGAUCAGGAGGGCCGUCCACACAAUACACUGCCAGACUCCUCUCCAGGUCCACUGGGAGGUUGGAGAUGCAGCAUGUCCAUUCCCCUGUGCUCAUUAAAGCAGCUCCGCUCCUCACGCAGCUCCACUCCGAUAUCAGAACCGGCCGAGACAAGACGGGCCAGUCUGGAUACCAGAGAUACCAGUCUGGAAUUAGCACGGCGGUCCGAGGAAUCCAGCUCGAUUGCAGACGCAAUCAGGACGGAUACAGCGGGUUGCUCUCUCGUCCUUUUCCUGACACAAAUGGAGAUAUCUCAGGGAGUGCUCUCCCUUUCCGUUUUUGUGUCCCCUGCAGCUCUGGCAGCUGUGACACCCAGGCGAUAAGCAGCAGAGUGACCUGCAUCUCUCAGGGCUCUGCUGUGUCCUCCAUGCGUCUGAGAGGAGACUUGUUGGGCUCUGUGUUCGCCAUGCUGUUUGUCUAG